Messenger RNA from Parascedosporium putredinis, 1578 nucleotides. The record is from the annotation of a GenBank genome assembly. Lineage: Eukaryota; Fungi; Ascomycota; Sordariomycetes; Microascales; Microascaceae.
AUGAAGCCGCUAGCGCGAUCGCGAGGCCGCGACAUCUCUGUGGAAGCCUCGGGUUCCAAUGCGGCUUCCGUACUGGCAGUCGUUCCGAACCAGAAAGGUGACGCAAACUUGAAGAAGCGGAAACGCGAGGCCGACGAGUCUGAUCCCACCUUUCGAGAGUUCCUUGAGGUCAUGCAACCGAAUAACAAGAGGGCGACUGGAAUUGACGUCAACCUCGCGUCGGAGGCAGACAGGCAGCCUCAGGUCCAGUUUGACGCUGGGGAGAGUGACGACGAAUACGAGGCUAUCCCUUCAAAACGGCAGCCUCCCAACCCUCAAGCCCUACCAACCCCUCAUUUUGAAAAGUUCGGAGCUGUUGAAGAGGUACACCUGCCUGUUGAUGUUUCACGUCGAAGCAAGGGCUACGCACUUGUGCUGUAUGCCAACGCAGAUGCCGCCAUCGAAGCAUUCCAAAACUCGGACGGUAUUCCUUUCCAAGGACGAAUCCUUCACAUCGUGCCGGCCGCAGCAAAACGUGACAAUAAUCUUGACGAGUUUGCGCUCUCUAAGCUUCCUCUAAAGAAACAGAACCUGAUUCGAAAACGGGCCGAGGCUGCGUCUAACACCUUCAAUUGGAACUCUCUUUACAUGAACCAAGAUGCCGUGAAUGCAUCUAUAGCCAAUCGCCUAGGUAUCUCGAAAGCGGAAUUGCUGGAUCCCACCUCCGCAGAUGCUGGUGUUAAGCAGGCCAUCGCGGAGACCACAGUCAUUCAGGAAACAAAAGCCUACUUUGAAUCUCACGGGGUCGACUUAGAUGCAUUCAAGUCGAACAAGCGCGGUGAAACGGCCAUCCUAGUCAAAAAUUUCCCUUUUGGAACCACGAUUGAUGAAUUAAGGACCAUGUUCGAAGAACAUGGAACGGUGCUGCAGGUGCUCAUGCCUCCAAGUGGCACGAUUGCUAUUGUCCAAUUUGCACAAGCAGCUGAUGCCAAGUGGGCCCUGCGCCGCCAAAGGAGAAAGGAGUUGGCGAAUGCCUUUAGCUCACUGGACGGUUUCGUUUCUGCAAGGGUCAAGACAAAGACAGAUGCGAAGAAGCCGGGCCAAAUACUGAGCAUGGGUUUUGGCUUCGUCGAAUUCCGGACCAAGCCCCAGGCCAUGGCAGCGAUCAAGUCCAUGGACGGAUUUGUACUAGCUGGCCACACCCUGGCCGUCAAAGCCUCGCAUAGAGGUUUAGACGCAGCCGAAGAGAGGAGGCGCGAGGACGCAGCGAAGAAGGCGGCAAAUCUGAGAACGAAAAUUGUCAUCAAGAACCUGCCAUUCGAGGCUACCAAGAAGGACGUGCGUGCACUAUUUAGUACCUACGGAGAACUCAGGGCGGCGGAGAACGCCAUAAGCGCCUUGAAAGAUACCCAUCUAUUAGGACGGAAGCUCGUCAUUGACUUUGCCGAGGCCGAGACCAUCGACGCCGAGGAGGAGAUUGCGAGGAUGCAGAAGAAGAUUGGCGGACAAGUAAACAAGGUGACGAUGCAGCAAUUGACCAACAGGGGGCGCACCAAAGUGAAUAUUGGAAACGAGGAGGAUGACAUGGACUUGGGAUAA